AUGUCAAAUUCCAAUUCCGGCCCUCUUCCAACAGAGGGGCCUUCAGCAGGAGGAGGGGACGAGUUCGAUGACCUAUUCAACUACGAUGCCAAUGUGGACGAUUCCAACGAUCCUUUCAGCGAAAAUUACGUGGUUCCUGGUGCAAAGGAGAGACAAAAACAGAAAGAAGCCCAAGCCAAACUCAAAUCCAAAGCUGGCGAUGGUCUAGGUAUUGAUGAUGCGGUCGAGGUCACAAGAAAGCCAAGGGAACCACGAAUAAAGCUGGAUGAGGAUAGGCUACUAUCUGCGAACGGUAUCCCUAAGCUGCGGAACAGGGCAAAGAAGCACUUGAGGUUCAAGGGAAAGGGCCAUGAGUAUAAAGAUGCAGAGAAUCUCUUGACGUUCUACCAGAUCUGGCUCGACGACCUCUUCCCAAAAGCCAGGUUCCUCGAUGCCUUAGCUAUGGUUGAGAAGACUGGACACAAAAAACGGAUACAAAUGAUGAGAAUGGAAUGGAUCAACGAGGGAAAACCACAGGCAGUCCAUGAAGACUCCUUGUUUGAUGAGCCUACGCUUCCAUCGGGAGAGAAAGACAGACGAGAAAAUACAGUUUCGAGAGUUGCACCAAUAUUCGAGAAGGUAGCUGAUGGUAGACCGAAAACACCAACACCGAACGCUAACACUGGACCGGAUGUUAAUAUGGAAGAGGAAGAUCUUUACGGUGCUACUCCAAGAGCGCCGAGACAGAGAGCAGUGGACGCAACCGGCUCUCAAGAUUCGUCAUUCGGGCGCAAUGGGGCCAGUAUUUUUGGGCCAGCCAAGACGGUCUCGGCUGUGGAAGACGGGCCAGAUGACGAUGAACUUGAUGCUUUAAUGGCCGAGGCGGAGGGGAAUACUGCAGGAACUGCGACCAUAAACAAGCAGCCAGUUACUACAAGCAAGGCAGCAGUUGAUGCUCAUAUGGAGGAUGAUGAUCUGGAUGCUCUCCUGGCGGAAGAAGAAAUGGUCCAAGCUGCUAGAACCAAGCCGGCUUCUAUCAUCAGUAAAUCAGCAGCUCUUCAAGACGACUUUGACGAUGAGAUGGAGGCUAUGGCGGGGAUGGACGACGUCUGGUAA
This is a messenger RNA of Drepanopeziza brunnea f. sp. 'multigermtubi' MB_m1, 1095 nucleotides long. RefSeq lists its product as uncharacterized. NCBI's taxonomy places the organism in Eukaryota, Fungi, Ascomycota, Leotiomycetes, Helotiales, Drepanopezizaceae. Gene Ontology annotation, cellular component: nucleus; replication fork protection complex. The record is from RefSeq and is a predicted model, not a curated record. Gene Ontology annotation, molecular function: DNA binding. Gene Ontology annotation, biological process: replication fork arrest; DNA damage response; replication fork processing.